ACACAUACAUACACACACACACACACACACACACACACACUGAACCACUUUCUGAUGAGAGAAGAGUGAGUUGAGACUGGGAAUCACUACCAAGAAGAUCCACUUUUCCCCGCUGGCUCUCUGCAAAGGUUUUUCCCAACAGGUGACUCUGUCAUGGGCGUGAAGAUGCUGCAGUGUUUCCCUUUCUACAGACGCUGUAAAGAGCGCUGCAAGAGCAGGCAGUGUCCCCCAGCCACAGUUCCCAUAGAGGAGAUGAAGCCCCGUCUUUCCUCGACGAUGUCCUGGGGCAGCGACAGUGACGGGGCGGGAAGCCUCAGUCGAGGCUCCCAGAUCUACUUUUCCACCAAGGCCCGGCUGUCGUUCAGACACCAGCUGGACAGCAACAUCAACGCGGUGGACGCCACCUACUGAGGAGAACGAGGGGGAGGCAGAGGAGAUAAACGGACUCACUCACACACCUCUGAGCCUGUGGUACAGACGUGGGAGCCUGAUAACCGAGCACAUGCAUCUAUCGUCACCUUCAGAUUUCAGCAGCAGCAGCAGCAGCUGUGAACAGGCCACGAUUCGCGUCUGACCCCUCCUCUGUCCCUGCUGCCGACACAGAACUCUCCAUGAUUAAUCAGACUGAAUAAAAGGAAAAAAAACACUGACAUAGACUGAAGUACUUUAAGAAAAUCCGAAUUUCUACAUGGAGCGGGAUCCACCGACGAAAGAGAAGACGAAAAAGACUGUCACCACCAACAAGUGCAUUAUUCUUUUGUUUCCUUUUGGGCGGGUGGGUGAAGAGUUUUAGUUUUUCUACCAUUUUUAAAAAUGUCUUUUCUGAAGACGACAUCAUGGCCCAGAGACGUGCUUCAAAAAGCAGGAUGAGGCAGUUGACGGUCAAAGUAUGUCGAUGAAUAUCUCCAUCAUCCUGAGCUAAUUGUAUUUUAAAAUCAACCAAGGCUUUCUAAUCCUGCUCUGUGACACAAAAUCCUGCUUUUUAUCUUAUUUUAUUCUUUUAAUACAUUAACUCUAAUUCUAGAACAAAUGCACGAGGGGUCAUGUUGACGUUUUAUAUUUGCAGGUUUAUUCAACAGCUGCCCCUGGUUCCUCUUUGUAAAAGCAUUAAGUAAACUGAGCUGCACAGCAUCUACAUUUCAAUUAGGUAUUUUAAAUCAUACUUGCUCAUUUCUUUUGGUCUAUAUUUUCAUGAUUUAAAACACUCCUGGUUGUAUUUGAUAUUAAAAUGAUUUGACAUUAUUAACAAACCCUAAGUGCAGCUUAUUUUUUGACAUGUUUUAUCAUUUGACGCAAAACUAAUCGACAGCUUUUUCAAAUCCACAGUGUGUCAGAAGAGAAAAUCAUCUUUAUUCUUUACUAACAAAAUAAUAAUGUACAUAAAAAAUUUGUUUUUA
Messenger RNA from Scophthalmus maximus (turbot), 1397 nucleotides. RefSeq lists its product as uncharacterized. Bases 154 to 411 code for a protein of 85 amino acids. The transcript is spliced from 3 exons. Lineage: Eukaryota; Metazoa; Chordata; Actinopteri; Pleuronectiformes; Scophthalmidae. The record is from RefSeq and is a predicted model, not a curated record.